CGUAUAACGUCAACAACCAGAAAAGAGUGCUUUCAAAAUGGUCCUGAGCAAUUCCACGCCAAACAACGUGUAUAAGCAAAGUGAGCUGGUUGUGAACACUGCAGCCAUGAAACAUGAGGAUCUAAGCGAGCUCCUGGAGCUGAACGCGGAAAUUGAGCAGCGCCGUCGCUCCAGCAAGCACGGAGACGGAAGCAACUCCUGUGGCUUGCUUCAAGCUACAAUGACCCGGGAGGAGCUCUUUGAGAUUUCCUCGCUGGACGACGAUCGCUUCCUGACUGCCCUGGAGCACCAAAACUCGUUCCAAACACCGCGUCGAGUUCAAGUCACCGACCUGGACUUGUCCAGUAUCGAGAAUCUGAUGAAGUACUUCGACGAGGAAGUACCUGUAACGCCCACCAAGAUAAAGGGGGGCGCCAUCCCGGUCCCAACAGGAAAAGUGGCCAGCGUGAUCGCUAAGAUGGCCAUCCAGCCGGACACUCCAGCUAAACCAAGCGAAGGUAGUGGCCAGUUGAAGAUCAGCGAGCUCAAGCAAAAGUACGAACAGCAGCUAGAGACUGAGACCCCAUGUUUCCAUGGACCCAGAAAGAAUCCAACCUCUCUGCCCAUGAAAGUGAAGGCGAUGGCUCAGAUGUUCAACACAAAGAUCAGCCAGCUGAUGCGCCGUGCGGAGCCGCACUACGUUCAGCUGCAAAACGAGCAGUCGCCGGAGGCCAAGUCCCAGUACCGUGUAGGGCCGGAGUCCCAUGCCCACGGACACUGUUUGGUGGCCGAGGAAGUGUUCCGCGAGCUGAGUGUCAAGGACAAGGCUCUUCUCUUCAACAAGUUCAUUGAGGACAUGGCAGCCAAGCAUCCCAAGUUCAACGCGCACGCUGCCGAAAUCAAGGCAAAGGUAAAUAAGCAGGUGGCCCGCGGUGAGGUGGUGGCGGAACAGCAAGCUAGCGUCAAGCAACUGGCUCAGGAGCUGGAAGCAAAGUGUGUCCUGGAGCCGGAUUCGCUUUCGCCAAGAAGGGUCUCUCCCGCCCAGACUGAGAACCAAAUGAAACCAUGUACUACUAAGCUCCAUGUAAGCUCACUGACUGUGAUCCUGAAGCCCAGCCCUGAGCGCAGGGCACCGCAGACAUUGUUUCAUCGUGGCCUGGAGUGCCAGAGCGGAGACCCUGAAGUCCCGAAAUCCAACAAACGAAACCUUGCCGCGAUACGCACCAUACUUCCAACUGAAGCCUAUGCGCCGCCCAAGAAGAUUCGCCGCACUCGACAGGAGCGCAACGGAUGCGACAACCAAAUGUUUUUUCAGAACGAGCAGCUCGAGACUCUUUUCUACAACUGGCUCAGCACAGAGAACGGCGUGCAGUUCGACAUUAGUAGUGUAUCUAACGGUAUGCAGCCCAUUGAGAUGGUCAGCGAGGAGGAGCAGCCGAUUCUCGAGCAGAGCAUCGUCGCGGAGAAAGAUAUGAGCCAAAAGUCCGGCGUCGAGUGUCUGCUGGAGGAGGCUAUAGCCAAACUGGAGCUGGAGUCGGAGGCAAAGAAGGAAGCGGAUGACGAGGAAAAGCAGCUGGAGUCGGCUGAGGCCCAGGUAGUCCAAGUCACUCCACGACAGAUCAAGCGCCAGGCUCCGCCAGUGCCCGCCCCACGUCGCAAUGUAGGACAGACUUAUUCCAGUGCCUCCAGCUGCAAGCCUUCCGAGGCCGAAGAGAGCGAGUCCGGCUUGUCUACCUUGCCCAAGAUAACAAGCGACGAGUCUCAGCCCGAGACGCCCACAGCAGAGCUGCAGCUAGGUGACUUUGAAUUCGCUAAGCCCCAGCGUCCACCGCGUAAGAAGAAGAUGCGACGAACCUCCGCAGUCGAGGCCACCGGGAUCACCUCAACGGACUCCGAUUCGGAUUACAAGCCACCAGUUUUAGCACCAGCCAAGAAAAAAGCGGGAGCGGGAGCGGGAGCGGGAGCGGGCUCGGGCUUCCCACUGCCUGAACAAGGGUUCAUGGAGUUGAACAAGUCCCUGAUGCGGCACGUAAACUCGCCGCGAAAGAUCAAGUCAGCGUAUACCCUAACCGUAAUGUCUUCACCCUCGCCAAAUGCGGACAACGAUCAGUCUCCAAGUCGGACUCCGAGGCAAUCCCUGGUACAGACCAUGCGGGACAGCUUCGUAGAUCAGGGCUUCGAGACGUGCUCUAACGAUCCCAUGGACAAUAGUCCGCUGCGCCGAUCGUCAGUGGGCACUGCCGACUCAAAGCCCUCCGGGUUUUCUACACCCGUAAAAGGUCGCCUCGCUUACAGUUCGGCGCAACAGCAACUAUUUAGCCCCAUACUCUGCCAAGAGCGUCCUCGACGCAGUUCUCUGGCCAUGCAGGUGAUUCGCGAAGACCACCCCCUGGACCUCGACGCCACUUGCAGCUCACCGUGCUCUACUGAAAGUGACCGUGAAUUCUUUGCCAAUGCCCCGACAAUCGAGGUUAACAGUACCCAGGAGAAGAUUCAGGAAGAGAUUCCAGCUGGCCAUGCCCAGUCAUUGUUCUGGAUUACAGCAGGGGACUUCACCGUCUCUUUGGAAAUCUUCAAGAACAGCCCGGAGCGCCUUCGACUGCUUUACGAGAUAUUCACCCAAAAAAGCUGGGAGACUCGGGAUCUGGCCUUUGGAAUCGACGAUCACCAGUUCACCCGCGGAGGCACUAGCUCGGAGGCGACAGGACGACAGUCGCUGCCCGAGCGCCCACCCAGUGUAAAGGGCUGCUCCCACUACUGGUUUGCCAGCGGAGACCUCGCUGUGCCCUUCAGCGGGAAACUAAUGUCUGGCGAGAAGAUUGAACGGCUAUUCGCAUUCCUCGGCGGAGAGCAGUCCGAGUUACGUUUCGGCGUGGACCACAUCGAGUUCAGUAGCCGGCCAGAGUUCCUGCCCACCGCCCAGAAGUAUUCGAUUGAGAGCAGCUACAGCAUGCUGGUGGGUCUGCAGACGGGUGCCAGCAACGGCCUGGAAGGGCGCAACAAGUACUCCUGGCCCAACAAUAGCAGCCACGCCAACAAGGCGAUCAAGAUGAGCGAAUUGGAUCGGACGGAAUUCGAGACUGACAGUUUCGGCAACAAUAGCGAAAGGCUGUCUUUUUCGCCAGACUUGUUCUCCCUGGACUACGACACAGUUCCCCUAGAUGAGUUGUUCGCCACAGCCCCCGCAUAUGCAGCCACACCCAAGAUGUUCCUGCCGCAGAUGAUGCAGACGCUGAAACAGCAGCAAGGCAAACUUCGCAGCGUGGAGCAGCGCAUCCGCUCCUACUCUAAGCCCUCUAAUCUGACAGAUGCUUCGUUGGAGCACUGCCGCAACACUCCGCAGUACGUUUACAAGCUGCACGCCAUCAUCCGAGCCAUAGAAGCCAUUGGACGAGAUGAUGGUUUCCGCGGCUGCUCGAUGGAGCAGCUCGAGAGCUUCAUGUAUUUUCUCUGCGAGUAUGCGAGUGUAUGCCUAGCCAAUUGCAGCGAACAUAUCGACAAGAUAAUGGACACUUUGCUGGACCGAAGGGCCGUGGUGGUCUAGCCAACGCAGCCUUCACAUUAUAAUUUCCCAAUUAGCUUACACAAAUUAACAUGUAAUGUUUUUUUUUAUUAAUUAUAAACAAUAAAAUACACACAAAU
This is a messenger RNA of Drosophila biarmipes, 3621 nucleotides long. RefSeq lists its product as uncharacterized. The record is from RefSeq and is a predicted model, not a curated record. The transcript has a single exon. The coding region runs from base 38 to 3523 and encodes 1161 amino acids. Lineage: Eukaryota; Metazoa; Arthropoda; Insecta; Diptera; Drosophilidae.